CUUCCAUACCUGCAAUUUUCGAUAAACGAUCAAAACCCUAACCCUAGUCAAUGGCAACCGAAGAACCAAUUGUAGCGACGGAGCCCACCGAGGUGGAGCCAGAGGUAGCCGAUGCUGCUACGGAGGAGAAUCCCCCGGUUGUAGCAGAUGCGAAGGAAACAAAAGCUAAGAAAGCUAAGAAACCAUCAGCUUCGAGAAAGCCAAGGAAGCCCUCUCAGCAUCCUACUUACUUCGAGAUGAUUAAGGAAGCCAUUGUUACGUUGAAGGAGAGGAGUGGUUCGAGUACGAUUGCGAUUGCGAAGUUCAUUGAACAGAAGCAUAAGAAUCUUCCCGCGACUUUUAAGAAAACAUUGACUGUUCAGCUGAAGAAGUUUGUUGCCAGCGGCAAACUUGUUAAGGUAAAGGCCUCUUACAAGCUACCUUCGUCAAAAGCUUCCACGGGUUCUGCUCCGGCGAAAAAGAAGGCGGCAGGAAAACCAGCAGCGAAGAAAGCGCCGGCUAAGAAAAAGCCAGCUGCUGCUUCGAAGUCUAAAGCUCCUGCUAAGCCCAAAGGAAAAGGGAAAGCUAAGCCUGCUGCCAAGGCUAAGCCGGCUGCCAAGGCGAAACCGGCCGCCAAAGCUAAGCCCGCUCCCAAGGCUAAGGCCGCUGCUCCAGCGAAGACAAAGUCAGCUGCGAAGCCUAAGGCUGCAACAAAGCCGGCAGCUAAGGUUGCGAAGACAUCGACUAGAACGACACCGGGAAAGAAAGCAGCAGCUCCCAAGCCGGCGGCGAAGAAAGCUCCUGUGAAGAAGGCGCCUGCUAAGAAGGCAGCAGCAACGAAGAAAGCUGGGGCGACCACAAGGAAAACAAAGAAGUGAGUGAUAGUGAUGGAUCUCAAUAAUUGAAUCUGUUGUUCGUAGGGAUUUAGCUGUAAAGUUUUUGAAUGUUGGAGGUUUGGGUGUAUUUAGAUUCAUUGUCAUACCCAGUGAAAUUUUACAGAGUUUGGAUGUUAA
This is a messenger RNA of Lactuca sativa (garden lettuce), 992 nucleotides long. RefSeq lists its product as uncharacterized. Gene Ontology annotation, biological process: negative regulation of DNA recombination; chromosome condensation; nucleosome assembly. Lineage: Eukaryota; Viridiplantae; Streptophyta; Magnoliopsida; Asterales; Asteraceae. The record is from RefSeq and is a predicted model, not a curated record. Gene Ontology annotation, cellular component: nucleosome; nucleus. Gene Ontology annotation, molecular function: nucleosomal DNA binding; structural constituent of chromatin; double-stranded DNA binding.